GGCUGGUGUGAGCCUCCAGCUCUGAGGGAACCCGGGGCCUGCAGCCAGCCAGGAGCAGCUCGUCACGUGACCAGGUGAGACAACCAGAGCGAGGGUCACACUGGGCAUCUCCCAGCAACCAGCCAGGGGCAGCUCAUCACGUGACCAGUGAGACUGCCACAGAUCAAGCUGUUCCUUUAAAUAUCUUGCAAUGUUCUCUGCAGAGGGACUAGUGGGAAUCUCCGGUGUUCCAGGAAGAGUACAUUUUUUCCGGAUAUCGUAAAUAUCCCAAAGCUACCAAGACUUAGAGGGGGGGCUGUAAGGAAGAAGAGGCGAAUGGCUCUGUACCUUGUUUCACUUUUCCCUUGAAGCCUAGCUCGAGGGUGAAUGACUGUUCGCUAGCAGGUUUUAAGCCAGGGACUUUCUGAGGAUCUUCCAGAAUCUGAAGCAGUGAACCUUCAGAAACAAUGAUGGUGGGAAACUCUCCAAACUCUGCUGAACGUUGAGAAUUCGUGCACUUGUUCCAUCGUCACUUGUCCCAGCUAAUAUAUGCCUGAGAUCACACAUUGUCGGUGGAAUUGGAAGAAUGUUCUUGCAUCCUUUGUGCAGCAGUGACUCUGUUGCAAUGUUAAGAAGUCACUAGGCAUGAAUUGGAAGUGUUUUUUCUUGUUAAUUUUUCUACCUUUUUGAAAUACACCCCUUUGAAUUUUGGGGCAUCCAAAAGAGAGCAUUUUGGAGAUCUACUCUUUUUUAUUUUAAUUUUUUCGUAUUUAACUACUGUGGAAUAUACAAAGUCUGGACAAUAGACCGUUAUGCGAAGUCAUGUUUUGGUUUGGAGGUACCCAGUGGUUAUUCUUGGUCUCAUUGUUUAUUGCUGCUGUGGUUACCCUUGGGGUGUACCUGUUUCAGUAUGCUCUGGGCAUCUUUUGGGCACGUAGAGAACAAUCGGCGUCUUCUCAUGGGCAUAGUGAAGCCAGCUCUCUCCUGUCCUGGAUACUUGCCCUACCCAGCUGGAAAAACCAGUGGCUGAAAGCUUGGAUAACUGCCCUGAACGAGGAAGCGGGCAAAAGAGGGGGUUCUCUGCGACUGGCAUUUGAAGUGGAAAGUACCCAGCGUCCUCUCGACUUGUCAGUAAAACAAGUGGAAAGUGUGGCAAAAGCCGAACGCUUGAAGGUUGUGUCAUGCACUGUGACUGGGGACUCUAUACAGUUUGCUGUGCGCGUCACUCGCAGUAUCCCUGCCAACUCUGGGUGCCAGGUGUACAGCGUGCGGAUUACCCCUCUUCAGCUGAGUCUGGAACUCCGCAUGAAAGAGGACAAUGGUGGGAACAUUCGAGUCUCCUGGUCUAUGGGGAGUUUCUCAGGCCUCGAUCUUCAGGUUCAACCAAAAACUAAGCAGGAGACUCCAGGAACAGGGACAAUUGUGGAAACUCUUGAAGAUAUCCUAAAAAAUCUCAUGGGAAUUGUCCGACCAUGUGUAGAAUUAAACGCACGACCGACCGACCCUAAAGAUCUGCAGACAGUUUUUGGGUCCAGAGCCAACACUCAGAUAAUGUGUCCCCCUAAACCUCCAAGAGCCCACGAGUUGAAACUGCAGGUGAAGAAUAUCAGGGCGUCCUUGUCAGAUGGCGGAAGUCUUUCCGGGCUCUCGGGUAUUGUGUGUACCGCACAGCUGAACGACCCUGCACAGAAAGUCAGAACAGCCACUGUAAAUAACACUACAAGCCCAUCGUGGGGCGAAGAGUUCUCAUUUGAAUUAAACGCUAAAUCCAGGGAGCUGCUGCUGCAAUUUCUAGAAGCUGGGAAGCCAACAGAUAGUUCGCCUUUGGCCUGGGCUUGUGUGCCCUUGGAUCUUUUUCGAAAACAGCCCUCCGGAUAUCAAAGUUUCUUGCUAAGCUCACAGUCUGGCAGUGGUGUGUCUGGUUCGGUCACGGCACAGUUUUUAUAUAUAGAACCGAAUGAAGUGAAAUGCUGGACAAUCCCCUCUCCAAUUCCAGCCAAGAAGGUGGAAAAGGACCGUACGGUAAUGCCAUGUGGGACCGUUGUCACCACAGUUACCUCAGUUACCUCAAAGCCUCGCAUGGAAGGGAAGGGGACAACUCAGACCAAUGACUCUCCUGUGAGGACAUCACCAAAAAUGAAAGUUUUAGCGCGGGACUUUUCUGUUCAAGCCAUUCCUUCCCAGAAUGCUGUUGUCAGCAAGGCUCUGUCAUCAUCCGAUACCGAGCUUUUGAUGCUGAACGGUUCUGAUCCGGUGGCAGAGGUGGCGAUCAGACAGCUGAGGGAGUCCUCUAAACAGCCCCUGAAAUCCCCAAGGAAGAAAAGCACCAUCAUUAUUUCAGGAAUUUCAAAGAGUGCUCUUUCUCAGGACGAUGAGACCACUCUAAUGUUUGAUUAUGCAGCCGCCAUGGACAGCACGAUUGGAACCGAUGUCCAUUCCGUCUCUAUAACUGAAACUAUGGAAAUACCGGGUGAUCCGCACCGUUCUAAGGAGGCCGUGCCGGGAAUGUCUGACACUAGCCCAGAAGAUGAGCUGCAUGAUGCCUGGGAGAAUGGCAGCCAGCCCGACGAAUGGACCAGCAACGGGCUGGUGGAACCAGACUGUGAAGAAAUGUCCAUUAGCAAUCUGAGUAUCUCUGAAACAGGGAGCGUCAAGAAAUCCAAAGGAGGGUUUUUAAGGAAAGGGGCCAAGCUUUUUUUCCGGCGAAAACAUCAUCAGAAAGAGCCAGGUAUGAGCCAAUCUCACAACGACUUGGUCUACCUGCAAGAGCCAGGAACGGAAGAGCAUCGGAAGAAAGGGGCGACUCUGUCUCGCCUCCUCAACAAGAAGAUGUCCAAAAAUAAAGGCAAAAGCAGGGGCCAGAAUCACCCACCGGUGGAAAAUUAAAAAAAAAAAGAAGAAGAAACAAAAAACCCAAGGCAAGCUUUCUGCAAGAUGCCUAUCAGGAUAAAAAUAACGUGCAUGUUUGCACCUUGGUUCACACAGAGAUAUUACAGGGACACGAAGUUGGCUGCAAACUGUACCUGUUAUUUCUCAUAUGUGAAUAUGAACUUUUCUUGCUAGCUUAACACUGUGAUAUUUUACAAGCCUGUUAAUAUAUAGAAAUGCUGUUUGCAUCUUCACGAAGGAUCCUGCAAAUAGUGUGAAGGAAUCACAAGUCACGUCAGUUAACCUUUCGAGUGCUGGUAAGGGGCUGUGCCACACUUUCGUCCCGUUGGCACAUGGAGCAUUUGUCUACUUAAUGCCAGAGUGGCUUUGCAUUUUUUUUCACCCCUAGGUAACUCAAAAGGUUAAGGGCAUUAGCAGCAAUAUAUUAAUUGGCAAUGACCAUGUUUUGAACUCUUAAUGGAGGAAAGCCUAUAUAGCCGUCUCUGAAAGAGACAAUAUUGUGCCAUUUUAUGCAACUUGUUCUAUGCAUGUAAUGAGUGGAAAAUGAGGUAGCAGUCCAUCCUUCUGAAUUUAUCAUUCUAAUGAAAAACUGUAGGUGAGGUCCAAGUUCUCACAACAUUUAAAGAGCAUUUUGUCACAGUCAGAAAUGCAUUUGGUAGAUUGACAUCUCAAGUGUCCCCAUGCAGGAAUAUUAAACGCCAAGACCAGGGAUAGGCAACCUUCGGCUCUCCAGAUGUUUUGGACUACACCUCCCAUGAUGCUUUGCCAG
Molecule: messenger RNA, 3637 nt
Organism: Pelobates fuscus (common spadefoot toad)
Lineage: Eukaryota; Metazoa; Chordata; Amphibia; Anura; Pelobatidae
Gene: C2CD2
Product: C2 calcium dependent domain containing 2
Exons: 15
Coding region: 802-2865 (687 amino acids)
Source: RefSeq, a predicted model, not a curated record